Molecule: messenger RNA, 5221 nt
Organism: Anguilla rostrata (American eel)
Lineage: Eukaryota; Metazoa; Chordata; Actinopteri; Anguilliformes; Anguillidae
Gene: bmp3
Product: bone morphogenetic protein 3
Exons: 3
Coding region: 530-1915 (461 amino acids)
Cellular component (GO): extracellular region
Molecular function (GO): growth factor activity; cytokine activity
Source: RefSeq, a predicted model, not a curated record
AUGUGUGCUACCUAAUGAAAAAUUUUCAAAUGUUCUGGCGUUGAGCAAUUCGCUCCUGUAAACGUGCCGUUUCUGUAACCAAGAGAGGAAAACUCAGAUGGUCCCAUGAGCCCUAUAUAUUACCAUGCACAACGUGUUUUACCUUCAGUGAAAGGCGAGAAGGGGUGCGAUUGGCUGUCGAUUCCGAGAGCAGCCCAGAUCCACGAUACAAAACCAAAAGAACUGCCCCUCGCAACUACCACUACUCUAUAACAGUGAGGUGGAGAGGCAAAAAAAUAACUGAAAUAUAACCGACUGCCUGAGUACUUUGACACCGACUAGGCUGUAACUCAUCAUUGGUAGCAGCGAGCUUCUGGAAGACAAUCACACUAUUCCGUGCGGCCACUGUGUUCGUAGCCUACACGAUUACCCUACACUCUCUUUCCAGGUGGGCUAAUGAAAACUCGCCUGAGAUAGAAGAGCACUUUGGAAACCCACUUUGCUCUAAAGCUUCUGUCGUGACUUGUCAACUCUACUUUCGAUUCGAAGUAUGGCUGGCUGUCAACAUUUAUUCGUCCUUUUUAUCGGAUGGAGCUAUCUAUGCGGUGGAUAUUGCGCGAUGCUGAAAGAUCAUUUCAUCGAUCUGAAGAGACUGGCGCAUUCGGGGCAUUUUGGGGACACUCUGGAUAAGGAUCACUCAGUCAAGGAUGAACACGAUCUGCAUUUACAGGAUACAGUGUCGGAGCACAUGCAGAUGCUCUACGAGAAAUACAACAGAGCAGGUUUUCAAUUCAUGGACGGAAACACGGUUCGCAGUUUUAAAGCUCACUGGGGUACAAUCAAUGGUAAGCAGCUGCAGAUCUUUAAUCUGACAUCCCUGACCAAGUCAGAAGACGUGCUCUCGGCUACUCUGCACUAUUACAUAGGAGACCUGCAGAACGGCACCCACGGAUGUGCAAGCCCUAAGACCUGCCAUCGUCAUGGCCCGCGAAAACAGGGCCACAUUCAUCUGGACGUGUGGAGUUUCGCCUCAGUGGAUAACAACACGAGGACUCUGGGACACUUUCUCAUCAACGUCUCCACGCUCCACCGGGACUUCAUAUCCUGGCAGUGGAGGGAUAUUACGCGGGUCGUCAACCGGGCCAAGCACCACGACGAGCUUCUGAUCGGCAUCGCCGUGUCAUCGCGGGGGCGGCGGCCCUGGAAGCAGCUCCUCUCCGACCGCUCCCCGUACGUCCUGGUGUACGCCAACGACUCGGCCAUCUCCGAGCCCGAGAGCGUGGUCUCCACCCUGCGCCGCCACAAGGGGGCGCUGGCCCCCGGGCUCCACAGGCUGGGGGCGCGUGCGGCUAACGGCACGGCGCAGCAGCAGCAGCGGCGGCGGGCGAGGCGCUCCGCCAACGUCCUCCUCCCCCUCCAGAACAACGAGCUGCCCGGGCCGGAGUACCCGUACGAGACGCCGGGUUGGGAUGAGCCCGGCCCCUACGACCCGCUGGAGGACAAGCCGGCCAAGCGCCCCAGGAAGAAGCCGCGCAAGAACCAGCGCCACAAGGUGCCGCUGCUGCAGUUCGACGAGCAGACUAUAAAGAAAGCGCGCAAGAAACAGUGGAACGAGCCGCGGAAUUGUGCCCGCAGGUACCUGAAGGUGGACUUUGCGGACAUCGGCUGGAGCGACUGGAUUAUUUCCCCCAAGUCCUUCGACGCCUACUAUUGUUCAGGCUCUUGUCCGUUUCCUAUGCCAAAGUCCCUGAACCCCUCGAACCACGCCACCAUCCAGAGCAUCGUGCGGGCCGUGGGCGUGGUGCCGGGGAUCCCCGAGCCCUGCUGCGUCCCCGAAAAGAUGUCCUCCCUCAGCAUCCUCUUCUUCGACGAGCACAGCAACGUGGUCCUCAAGGUCUACCCCAACAUGACCGUGGACUCCUGCGCUUGCAGAUAAUACAGGGACACAGCCUGGUGCCCUCCCCUCGAGAGCCCCUUUUGCACUGGAAGACAGACUACAAUUCCCAUAGCUAUCUAACUAUUCAAAGAGUAUGUGAACAAGACAGCCAAGACUGUGUACUGUUUUUGGAGCCAGAAGGUCGACCAUUCUCCCUGAUAGAACAGUGCAGUGGGCUGUCUUUAUCUAUCAGUCACGCAUACAGGAUGGAUGGUCAGUCCACUAACAUCACCUGCUCAUUGUCAUUGACACAACGCAAAGCAAUUUCACAAGAACAUGCAAGACAUACUAUUGGUCUUUUGUUUCCUUUUUUUGUAAUAAUGGAGGCAUAAACUGAAUCGGUUAUAAAAGAAAAUUUGAAAUGCCUUCUCUUCUGUAUAUUGCUGGAGAAAAGAAAUCAGUUGGAGGCAACUGUGCCGAGAGCUUAAAGCGAGUCCUCUGUUGUAGCCUCUUCCUCUCCUGCAAGAAACACGUCUGACUCUGCUCAAGCCCCUGGAAUUCCAUUGACGUAUCUUUAGCCAAUUGGCAAACUCUGCCGCCUCGUUUUGCUGACACUUAUGCAUGAAAAUUCACCUGGCGUGAACUUUUUCUGCGUUCCUCCUCCUUUGUCAUCUUGCAACUUUACUUUUGCGUACUGUUACAUUGCAGUAAUGUACGAUUCUCUCUUAUCAAAUAGUUUUGUAUGUGCUAUCUAUGAAAUUCAUGGUAAAGUAUUCCUACGGCUGCUAUAUCAAGAUAUAUUUGAUCGCAAAGACUAAAUGUGGUUUUAAAUGCGUUUACAAUAAGGUAGCCUUUAGGUGAUCAGUAUAUGUGGUUAUGUUAUGAUGCUUUUUGUUUCUCAAAUAUACAUGUAUCCAGCAGAAACUGAUCCAUGGUGUGGAAUAGAGAGGAAGGAAUGGUAAAGCAUCAGCAAUGCAGAACUGUGUAGCAGUCUGCGUGAUUAAUUCCCCACUUUCUCUCCACAUGUAUCUGUGAAUGAUGGGAUAGCUUUCGGUCUUAGCUUUCAUUCAUACCUGCCUGUUUCUCACACUGACAUAUAUGAAUACAAACUGUACAAUGUGCAACUUGCACACCAUUGUAGACUGAUCAGCCCCUGAACUCAAAGGAACAAGCAAUAAAAAAUGAUAUAUAAGGCUACACAAAAUAAAUAAUAGGACUAAAUACGAUGUUGAAAUUGGUGUCGAGGAAAUUGCUUGGUGAUAAUAAAUCUUUAGUUACUGCUUUUUUAUAAAGGGAAUUACAAGAUUUACGUGUUUUUUUUUUUUUUUGUUUGUUUGUUUAUUCUUGUUAAACAAAGGAAUUACCAGAGGAAACUUUUGUCAAUUUUUUUUUUUUUUUACUAUUUUCUAUUUUUCUAUGUACAUGAUGUGAAUAAAUACAUAGCAUUUAUAUGAUACGAAUGACAGGUAUAUAGGCACAUUAUAUUGCUAUACUGAAUGGAACUGCCCAGCCUUCCUAAAUGUCCCAACACUUUUCUCACUUCAUGGUGCCCUGCUUGCUUAGAUAUUUGUGAUGCAGUCAUUGCUAGCAUACCCUCUUUGAUGAUAAUCAUUGGAAUUAUAAAGAGUAAAGGAGACAGGAUUCAUUAGUUUUAAACAAGGCAUAACACAAAGUGUUGAAGUCCUUAUGACUCAUCCUAUGUCCAAUUUAACACUUUCUAUGAACUGCUCAGUAUGUAACUCCUUCAUAAGAACUACAUAGCACAUUCAUAACCAUUCAUAAACAUUCAUAAAAUGCUUAUGUUAGCAAAAUAUGGUGUGUGCUUUUUGGAAUAAUAUGGUAAUGUCGUAAUUGCACCCAAUGUUUGUGGCUAUUGACAUAAUCUUGUAUUAGUGUUUAUGUAUUGUCUUUGAAGGUGCCAUACCUCUUGUGAAGAAUUUAUAAGUUAUAACAUGGCAUUUAUAGAAAUUGUUACACAGAUUUCUCAUAUUUGUAAUUGGGUGUGAAUGGGUGUUAUCUUUUGGAUGAAUCCAUUUCAGUCUCAUUUGGAAGAAUUAUUGCUGAAUGAAUUUCAAACUACACAUAUGCAGCACCACUACUUGACUGUAUGCCAUAGUGUUUGUUUUGCUUAAGGGAAACUUUGUCUGCUGCAUAGUGAUACCAGCAUUAAAAUUAAUUGCUCUUCAGUAAGUACAUAUAUAAUGAAGGUAAUAUACCAUAUAUUUAUUUUUGAAAAGUUAAAUAAAAUUUAGAGGGUAACACAUUUUAUAGAUAUGUAUAUUGGUUUUGUGUAUAUAAUGUAUGUCUAAAAUGAUAUUUGUAUGCUUACUUGUCUCAAAGGUGGAAACACGUUUGUAUUUUUGUUUUUAUUACCAAAUGUUUAAGUCAAAAAUUAAGUAAAAAUUGUGUGAAGGCUAUCAUAUAAUAUUUGAAGUCCAAUGAUGAUUUAAAAAAAUAAAUGAUCACAUUGGAGAAAAAAAAACAUAUUUUACAUUUUUAAAGUGGGUAAUAUUUUAUUUUUCAGAACUUAAGAGUUUCAUUUUUGUACUGUUCCUGUCAUAUUUUCAAUGGGGAAAAAAUUGAAUGGCUUCAUUGUGUUGCAUUUUAAAAUUCAGUGUAGUAUUUGAGACUAUUUCACUGUAUGUUAUGUUUUUAUGGUAGACAAUCAUAUUGUUUUUGAGAGUAACUGUAUACACUAAAUGGUUGUUUUAUAUGCACGGGACAAUUUUGUAUUCCUGUUCAUCAAUUUUGACAGUUUGCAACUUCGACAAAUUCCAAUCCAGUAACAUAUUGUUGUGAUGAACAAUUCUUUGCAACACCACAUUAUACCAAAUGGCUAUUUACCCAUUAAAAAGGAUUUAUGCAAAUUUAUAUAAGGAGGCAUGUGGGAACAUUUUAAAUAGGAAAGUCUGUGGAAAUUAGAAUGUAACCUGUCUUUUAUUUCAUUGCCAUCCUCCAGAUAUGGCUGGUGCAAACUUUUCAUGUGUGUAUAUUUUAAGAACUUCCUCUACCACACUGUAACACCUUUCUUGUAAAUGUUUAUGAGUAGGUCUAAAGGAAAUGCUUGUACAAAACGCCUCAUAAAAAAAUAUUUGUAUAUGGAAAGGAACUUUAAAAAUGCAUUUAUUUAUUUUUUGUAGUGGCAUUUAUUGUACUUUUUCACAAUAUAUAAAUGGCAGGCAGUGUGGAAGGAGGACUGGGGGGCGGAGAAACGGAGAGGCCAAUGUCACAUGACCCGUCAAGCUGUGAAGGGUACUCAUCACUACUGAUGUACACGCUCACUUCUCUGUAAGCACUCCACGCUUGGAGGGCUAUCGCCUUUCCCCCUUUUAUAAACCAUUCAAACGAAUAAAGUUAUGUACGUCA